Molecule: messenger RNA, 411 nt
Organism: Spirometra erinaceieuropaei
Lineage: Eukaryota; Metazoa; Platyhelminthes; Cestoda; Diphyllobothriidea; Diphyllobothriidae
Source: the annotation of a GenBank genome assembly
AUGUCCUGUCAGCCACAGGACUUCAAUAACUUUCUCCUUCCUAUGAAGCUCCCACCCUGCGGUAACAAAUCCGACGCCAUCGUCAGAGCUUAUGGCCCCAAACUGAUCAGCUACGAGGACGUGAAGUACUACAAGGAACUGCGGGUUCUCCUAACAACUGUAUCGAGGGCUGACCAACUGGUUUUCCUUGUCGACCUCAGUCGCCUCGACCGUCCAGGCCAUCCGGUCUGGAAGGGAGGCCUCGGCAACUGCAAGAACAAUGGCCUUGAUCUCUUUCGGACCUCUACGGAACACCAUCUUCUCAUGACCACCACCUUUCCCCGUCUCCCGAUGCAGGAGGCUGUGAAGUGGAUGUACCCUCGCUCGCUUCACUGGCAUAUGUUGGACUACGUCCGGUUUCCGGGGGCGUGA